GCCCUCUUCAACGUCCCCCCCGCCGACUUCGCUCGCUGGCAGCUCAUCUUCGUGGGCACCCGGCCGCCCAACGCGGUGCUGCAGCCCUCCGACAACCUCACCAACUACCUCAGCGGACAUCACAACAAGCUAGCCGUCCAGGCAACCGCAGACGCUGCCACCGGCGGCCAGACGAAUGCCUACCUCAUGGACCCAAAUAAGCUCACCCUCGCCAUCCUGCACGAUGACCGAGGAGUGGGCAACGGCCGGCGCCAACCGCCCGCCAGCAGCCGAUACGCGCACGAGAAGCCCGUCAAGAUCUACGGGUAGCCCUUCUGACCUGCUUUCUGCACGCGCCGGUGUUUGCAUGGUACGAGUGUCGGCGUCCGUCCAGGUCUGCGGGCAGCGUCUUGCCCUGCUCUCGGCGCUCGCCGGGACUAUGGAGACAUGCGAUGAUGUACGUCCGUCGGGGUGUACUGUGGAUGAACUCGAGCGGCCACGCGAUACUGCUGUUGAGCGGGUGCUGGGGCGCGGAUGGUGGAUGCUGUGGCGCGGAUGGUGUGGGUGAAGGAUGGUGAGGAGGGAAAGGAGAGGAGAGGGCUACAUGGAGAGGGAGAGGAGGAGCGGGCGGGAUCGCGGUGGUGGAGGAGGUCGUGACGAUGGUGGCAGCAGCGGUGGUGGUGGUGGUGGUGACAACGCAGGAGAGGGGAGAAAGUGAGAGGUUUUGGAGUUGCUGGUGGGUAGGAGAGGUGUGAGAUUGGCUGUAGGCGCGAGGGACUGGGGCGGCCAUGCCUUCUCUUGAGGCCUGUGCUUGGGUUCUGGGCUCUGAAGCGGAGGCGGGAUGUAAUGUGUUGGUAGGCAGUUGGGUAGUUGGUGGUACCGGUAGUUCGGAAUGGUCCGGCGAAUUGGUUGCGACGGUGGGGGAAGGGGAACCGCACACGCGAGCGCAAUCGCGGCCAGCUCCUGACGCGGGUCGAGUGUGGGUUGCUAGCUUGUUAUGCGCUUUGGUUGGGGCUCCUGCACGCCCUUGCUGGCGUGGUGAUGUUGCUGGCCUGGUUUGGUUCAGUCCAGGAGGCGGGCACUCCUAUUGUGUGGCUGUUGGUACUGUGCGCCGUCCUAGUGAGAGGACUGACCCGUGGGUCGUUGCUGUUGCAGUUGUCUUGACGUUUAAGGGCAAACUGGGGCGGUUCCUCUCACACUUAAUGUCGCGUCGUGGCGUACGUUGUGUGUGUAGGGGGGGGGGAGUAGCUGGGCAGCUGUCACUGUGGCGCGUUUUUGGAUUUGGAGGAUUUUGGGGUCCAUGUGUGUUUCUGCUGCGGAGAGUUUUGUUGCAUGUUGGCUAGGACUUAGGAGGCCUGAUUGAAGAUAUUAGCGCAGGAGCCGCGCCGGCAGGCUCGCCUGGGCGGCCGCAGCUGCUGUAGCAGCAAGCAGCGUUGCUAGCGGGGUAGCUCUCGCUAUUAGGGUAGACACCCGUAUGCGCAUGUCCUUUGCUCUGAGAUUGGGUGGGGUGCUUGGAAGGCUGGGGUGCGGGUUGUGUGCUUGAACAGGCACCCUCACAGGGGUUACCUCCAUCCGCAAGUAAGGGGCCCUGAACCUCACGCAGGUGUGAGGGUGAAGGGGCCUGAUGCCUUGGUGCUCCGGAGUAGAUGGCAUUAGGAACAGAAUGGCGCAUUUUGGAUGCCAGUGGUGGACAGCAAAUGGCUGAAGAAUGUAAGUAUGUGAUGGCGUU
Astrephomene gubernaculifera is the source of this 1708-nucleotide messenger RNA. The record is from the annotation of a GenBank genome assembly. NCBI's taxonomy places the organism in Eukaryota, Viridiplantae, Chlorophyta, Chlorophyceae, Chlamydomonadales, Astrephomenaceae.